Messenger RNA from Paramuricea clavata, 8133 nucleotides. Lineage: Eukaryota; Metazoa; Cnidaria; Anthozoa; Malacalcyonacea; Plexauridae. The record is from the annotation of a GenBank genome assembly.
CCGCAAUUUUUGAGGAAGGAAAGCUUUUCCAAAACGAAUCUUAAGAUCUCAGUUCUGAUCUAUAUCCCCUUGCACUGAAUAAUUUUUCAGGAAUUCUGUCCUAGGCCUGGUAAUAAAAAGCCUAGUCGAAGAACGCCUAAAAGAAGAACCAAUUAUGAGAUAGAUUUAUUAUGCCCUAAAGUGCAAUAUUCCUCAUUAUGGCCGAAAGAUAGUAAUAUGUGAUCAAAGUGAAAUUAAGUGAAUGCGCCUAUAUUAUAGUUAUCGCAGAAAUCUACGAUGAAAGAUUAUUGUCGAAAGUUUAUGGGACAAAAUAAUACAUUUGAACGAUUGUUGAUAAUAUAUUAAUUUAAUAAGGCCAUGUAAAAAAUAUCCCGGUUUAUCAUCAGUGCCCGCAUCCAUUUUUCGUGCCGCAUGGAUUUUUGUUUUUUAUUUUUAAAAAAUCACUAUUUCCAGCGGACCGUGCGAGGAACCCACGCGAGAUUUUCACGAUGGUCGGCCAUUUUGAAAACACAAGUUCAUAUUGACAACGUGUAUGAUAUUGCGCUUGGGCCUUGGCAAUUACAAUAUUAAUGAAAAGUGUAAUAACAUUGAAAAUAUUAUACCAUAAAACUGUACUGCGUGUUUGAGCAUAUGUUUUACGUGCACCUACUAAAUGUGAUUCGGUAAAAAAUAAAAAAUAAAUCCGCACGGGUUUUUUCUGCUGCCACUGAUGAUAAACCGGGAUAUUUUUUACAUGGCCUAAUAUACAAUUUGAUAUUACACAUAAUUUGAUAUACAACAUGCAAUUUAGAUUAUUUUAAAAAUAUGUCUAAAAUAUAAUAGCGCGGUCUAUCGUUCCAAGACUGAAAAAGAGAUACGUCCCUUUAAUUGUUGUGAUUUAUCUGGGUAUACCAUGCUUGUUCUUUAUAAAAUGUAAACAGCUAUUUCAAUUAAGGUUGUCCCCCGAGCAAAGCGGAAAAGUCGAAUACAAGCGCGAAAGGCUGCUGGGAAUCGCUAAUAAAUGAAUGAAUUUAUUAGCGAUUCCCAGCAGCCUUUCGCGCUCGUAUUCGACUUUUCCGCUUUGCUCGGGGGACAACCUUAAUUGAAAUAGCUGUAUACAAUAAUGUAAAAUCUCAUCUCGUGUUAAUUACAACUAUAUUUAUACAUUUAAAUUAAGGUACAAAUGCAUUACGACGUUGAUCUAGUGAAUAUAAUCCUCCGGCCUAAACCUGCUACCCUAAUUUGCCCAACUAAUGUAAACACUGGUGAUGAAGACAGCCACUAACAACCAUUGACAUAACCCAUUUCUGUUCCCAUGACCAAACAGUUGUGGAUCAAACUGAAAGCAAUUAUGGUUCUCCAAAUUUUUCGCAACAACAUUAAACGCGAGGGCUUCACAAAACGUUACUCCAUCUUUAUACUUGCUUGCUAGGCUGUGGCCAUUAUACUUCGCUGAUCCACAAUAGCUGAAGAUUUCUUCGCAAUAAGAAUGACAGAUUGAUAGUGUUUGGUUAUACCAAAGUUUCUGCUCUGGACUACAGAAGUAGCACAUGAGGUAGUUCAUUCUGUUGUAGCAUCCUUUAUCGCUGGUCAGUAGAGCUGGCAUCUCACGGAAGACCGAGGCCACUUCUGUCCUAUCACAGCAAGCAUUCUCACGAUACCACGUGCAAUUGGAGAGGCUGUACGCCUCUUUUGGAGAACGUCCACCACCUAUCACAAAUAUCAACCAAUUUCAGUAAAGAGUUUGUAUCUAACAAUGAAGUGUUGCAGACAAAACACUGUCAAUAUUGUCACGCAAAACGUCAAAAGCACUUGAAAGGUUUACACCCGAUCAUGCCCCAGUCACGUUUAUUAAAUUAACUAGCCUCACACCAAGGCCGCUCGAAGUUAGACUUUGGUGGGAAACAAACUAGUCCACCGUCACCAAGAAGUGGUUUUUGCAUUAUUCAAACAAGUUACACUAUUUACUUUUUGGGAAAAUAUCCAGUUUUGUAGUAAAUUUUGUAAAGCAAGGGUCACACGUGCGAUGUUUUCUCGCGCAGGCAAGGCAACGGGUCAAAUUUUAAUAAUUGCUUUGCCUUUGCCCACGCAAGAGAAGUGGCAUAACGUGCAAUGAUUUUCUCGUCUGCUAAGGCAAAUGCCAAAGCUAGAGUUUUCCAAAUCAAGGCUAAAUUCAUGAUUUCUUGGCGAAAUUUAGCGCCCUUAAUUUUAGACACAACUCGCAGGUUAAAAGUUUGGUCACUGUAAAGACUAAAGUGUGGUUUGGUCGAUAUAAACAAAAAUAUCAUGUUGUUAAUACAGACUGCCUAAACUAAAGAGAGUAAAGUCCUAUAUUUUAUACUGAUGCGUUUAAUUUAAAAGUAUAUGAAUUUCUAACUUGAAUAAUAGUAUGCAAAGUUUAAGAUAUAUCGUUUUAUGGAUUAGGCACUAGCCGCCCAAAAUAUAUUUUUCUCUAGCCGGUUAGUUUGUCAAGUAAAGCGAUUAUGACUCGUCCCAUAAAGAUUAAAGGUGCUAAAAUUUGUUAUUAACAACAAUGCGUAUUGACUAUUGUCUAUUGUAGUUGGAAUUGUAGGAAAAGUGUUUUGCCAUGGACUAUUCUGAGCUCCGACGAUGGCAAGAAUUAUAGUGUUAUUUUUUGCUAUUUUGUAUUCCUCGUGAAGAGGCCUAUCUCAUUUGAAGUGCCCUAAUUGGAUUAACUCCUUGAAUUAUAGGCCAUUGUAGUUUCACGUGAGCUCGGAUAGACGUUUUAUCUGCGACUGUUCGUCGUUGGUUGCAACCGACCUAAUUUGAUGUCCGUGCUGGCUCCCAUUUACUAACCAUGGGCUAAAAGGCCGCCUAUGGACAGAUUUUAUUUACAAAUUCGUGUUGUCUAACCGUGAGGCUCUGGGAAACACCGGCGACUUUUGCUGCAAGUUUGCCCGCGUAACCGCGUUAGCUUGCGGAUUGCUUAAUAUUGUUUAACUCAUACCAAAGCAUAUGGCAGUGUCACAAUCAGUAGAAAUAUCUACGUAAUUUCAUAGCAUAUAUACUCACCGAAAUAUGUACACAUAUGAGAGUUUCCACUUGUAAACCAAGGCACAUUUAAUAUUGCGCAUAAUGCUAUAAACACACAAUGUUUGACUGCCAUUUUGGCAGAUGUUUACACCUUAUUUCACAUCAUUCAAAAUAACAUUCUAAUCACGUGAGUACCCGGUGCUAUCAUUGGAGACCAUCAACUUCCGGCUGUUGUUCGGCAGUCUUUGGCGUAUGUAAAUUAGACUGAGCACGUGUUCGUCAUUUUGUCAACAAAUAUCACGUUUCAAUAUGGCGCCGGCGAGGAAGCGCAAGAGUGAAAAAAAUAAUGUCGAUUGGUCGUUGAGAAACGCAUUGGACUUUGGAAAGGCAUUGCUGUUUGAUCCCGCAAAAACGUGGAUUGUAGCAGUGUUGCUUUUUGUAGCCGAACUACUGGUUAAUUUGCUUGUUAUAUGGAAAGUAAAAUGUAAGAAUUGUAGGCAUGAGUGAUUGAGUGGCUUAUAUUGCAGUCUGCAAUUAUUAUCUGGUUCUCGACCCAGGAAAUUGAUUUCCAUAAACGAUCUAGUGUAGGAUACUGUAUCAAUUAGGUAAUCAAUUCCCAGGUCACAAAGUUGUAUUCCUGCAAUUUCUAUAUUUUUAAUACAGGGGGUUUACGGUUAGCACUUUUUUCCAUCCAGCAAACCGCCCUAUCCAUUUUCUAAAGUCUUUUUUUUUUAAUUUUUUUAUUAAUUCGGUUAGGGUUAGAUAGGGUUGCGGUUAGGGUUAGGGUUAGGGGUUAGAGUAGGGGUAGGGUUUGGAUUAGUUACAUAGCCAUUUAACACCUCUUCUAUCUUCCGAAAAUGACGUCAGGUCAGUUUGCUGGAUGGAAAAUAGUGCUAACCGGGGUUUACCCUUUACAAGGUGGGGGUUGGGGGUUGGAAAGACUGAGUUGGGUAGUUACGAAUCUGUAAAAUAAGCUCUGGAUUGGAAGACUUAAGGUAACUGGCAGUGGUGCUGCUGGCACUGCAGGGCAUUUUCCAGCACUGUGUUUUUUCUAUGUUUAUUCUUGCUGAAGCAAAUCAAGUGAAUUCAAAUGCCUCAGAGGAUCUGUGUUCCCAUGGGAAUCUUGAAACUUCAUUCCCUAUAAAGCUUUCACCAUAUCCCCCGGGAAUUUACAUGUUCCUGUCUUCCCAUUGCAAAAGAUACCUUGCUCCCUGUAGAAAGCCCUAUGAGCCCUUCCAUCUUGAAGAUUUUGUGUUUCAGAUACUGAAAUUGACUGGGAAGCUUACAUGCAAGAAGUGGAAGGUUUUUUGAAUGGGACAUAUGAUUACAUGAAGCUUGAAGGUGCUACUGGACCUCUUGUGUAUGUGACAGGAGAUAAACUUGUUUGUUUAACAGUAAUAGAUUAUAAGUAAUUUUUGAAGGGAUUUUUAGAUGGAAUUUUCAAGUGGGAUUAUUUUUAUACAUCUAUUUAAUAGACCUAACCAGGAGCAGUUGCAAAAAAUGCAACUGUCAGCCCUCUGGCAGGAGUUGAACCUGCAGCUCUGCAAUUCUGGUGAAAAACUGCAGUUACUUGAAGCUACUUUAUGUGUGCUUUUUUUAAUUCAUUACAUCCAGCAACCUAACUGCAAAGCAGAGACAGUUCAAGUUUUUCAUAUAUUUACUCAGAUGAUUCAAAGUGUAAACUAUAUAGUUAAGUCAUUUGGUAAGCCUAUGAGCAUGAUUGGAUGCCAUGCCUCUCUCAAUGAGAAGCACAAUGCUCUAAGCAAUAGAUAGACAAUGUGAUAGAACACCAGGCCUUUCAAAGAUUGCAUAUUAACAGUUUGUGUUCUCAUUGCUAUAAGCAAUGAGAACACAAACUGUUAAUAUGAAAUCUUUGAAAGGCCUGGUAUUCUAUCAAAAGAUACCACAUUAUAGAUAUUAAAUAAAUUCAUACUUGUAAACUUUUUCUAUAAACUUUAGCUAUCCUGCUGGGUUUGUGUACAUCUUCAGUGGUCUGUACUAUAUAACUGAGCAAGGAAGGAAUAUAAAGAUUGCUCAAUAUAUAUUUCUUUUGCUCUAUUUGCUGACUCUGGUCAUUCUAUUUGCCAUUUACCAAAAGUCUUUAAAAGUAAGUACAGUGAAAUCCCUUGAAGUACCAAGAUAUCAGCUUGGAUGAAUCUUGUUGAUAGGGUUCAUCUUCUCAGCUGCUUUUAAAUAGUUUCAUUCAAAAUUAGAGCAAUUGUUUCUUGUUUUAUUUUAGGUUCCACCUUUUGUCUUUUUCUUUAUGUGCUGUGCUUCCUACAGAAUACAUUCUAUUUAUGUCCUCCGACUUUUUAACGAUCCUGUUGCCAUGUUCUUCUUCUAUGUUGCCACAUAUUUGUUUAUCAAACAGCGCUGGAACUGGGGAUGUCUUUUCUUUAGGUAAAAUGCAGUUCAUUUUAUAAAGCCAUACAUAUACUCAAAGUUUGUGUCUGCAGAACGAUAGUCAAUACUUCACAAAGAUGACAGCAGCUAAUCAUCUGGUAAAUUGUAAUCUAAUUCUCAUUUCAGUAUAGCAGUCAGCAUAAAAAUGAAUGUUCUGUUAUCCGCACCUGGAUUGUUGGUUUUACUUCUUGAAUCUCAUGGCGUACUGAGAACCAUACCAAAACUAAUAAUAUGUGCCUUACCACAGUUAAUCCUGGCUGUUCCAUUCUUGCUUUCCAACCCUAUUGGUUACCUCGCAAGAUCUUUCAACUUGGGCCGACAGUUUUUCUUCAAAUGGACGGUCAACUGGCGAUUCCUGCCCAAAUGGAUGUUCCACAGUCGAUAUUUUCACGUUUCACUGCUCAUACUCCAUAUUGCUUUUCUUAUUGUUUUCUUUUUUUACAAAUGGAAAGGGUAUGUAGUUUUACUCGUGGUAUGUGUAAAGAAUGGUAAUUAGAGUGACGAAUUUAAGUUUAUACCGUAUGAUGAUGUGCAGAACUUUCAAAAAUCUUUGAUUUCAUAAUUUUGUUAUCUAAUAUUAUAGAUCUCGUGUAAAAAUUGCAGGGUACUUCAAUCAAAACUAUCAGUGUAAAGAAAUUGCUCCCAAUGGUAUCCUUGUUUUAUGACAGCUAAAACAACAGGUCAAGUUGUUGAAACUGCUUAGAUCUGCUUUAUCCAUAUCGUUUCAUAUUCUAUACUAUAUCUAUAUCUGACAGGUACAUGGUCAUUCCUUGACACAACAUAUAGAUAUCUUAGUUUUAUUAUUUACUUCAAAUUUUAUUGGAAUAAGUUUUUGCAGGUCACUGCACUAUCAGUUUUAUGUUUGGUAUUUUCAUACGUUGCCAUUUUUAUUGUGGGAAACGAGAUUGUCUACUCCACUCAGGUGAGUAAGAAUAUUGUACGAUGUCCAAUCGAGAUCUAUUUUAGUUAUGCAUGGGAAUGAGGUCUGGCAUGCACAUGAGCGGUUCUGUUACACAGUUAUUUUAUUAGAUCAACCAUAUUUGGCUAAUCUUGAAUGGUCUCUGCCAGUGUAGGUAGUGCUAGUAAUAAGAACGGCUGCGGAUUGAUAGGGAUACAACUACCUGAAAAUACAAGGAGAACUUCGACGGUGGCUUCUUUAACCUCCCAACAAAAGGCCUUUGCUACAAGUUCUCCUUUUUCAAUCCGAAGCUUUCUUACUAAAAUUCAGUUGCUUAUAGAGCGCAGUGUUAUAGACAAGUCUAAACCAUUGGUCUAGACCAAUACGUCUUCGAUUUCCACAGGGAACCCAUCCCGGGUGUUAUUGAAGUUAUGUAUUAGCAUUACAUGAGAUAUAUAGCUCAGUGUUAAAGCUUGCGAUUUGCGGGCUGGUGCGGGCUAACGCGCGCGUUGAAUUCCACUGUUUAUUCAAUGCGCGCGUUAGCCCGCAGCCAGCCCGCACUGAGCUAUGUAUCUCAUAUGUAAUACAUAACUUCAAUAACAUCCGGGGAUGGGCUCCUGCUGCGAUUUCUUGACCUUUCUUCUUGUUUUUUUUUCAGGAUCUUGAUACUUGGUGUAAUCGAAUUAUGCUGGAAUACGUAUCCUUCCACUCAUCUCAGCUCGAUAUCACUUCAUGUGUGUCACGUGAUUUUAUUACUUUCACUUUUAUUGUACAGUAGAAAGGACACACAAGUUAGUGAAAAGAAAGUUGGUUGAAGUAAACAGUAUUUAUUAUUUUAUCAUUGGGAAUGCCGUUGGAGUUUAUAGUUUGUUUUUUCUAUAGAAUCACUUUAUAAAUCACUAACCCGAAAUUCACAGUCUCAAUCACUAUCACUUCACACUAGCCAUAAAUUUGAUACACCUUACUUAACCUAUGACACAUGCAUUUGAUUGACAGUUUGUUUACUAAAUAUGUAAAUUAACCUAAUUAAUUAGUAUUGCCACAAUUCUCAACAUUAUGAUCACUUGUGGGACAAGAAAUAGAUGUACUUGUGGUUUGUUUUUACUAAAGCAUUUUUACACUGCUGUAUAGUUCAUGUAUGGAGCCUGAGCGACGAAAGUAUCGUCCCAAAUGCAUUUCUGUGAACAAAGAUACAUUUUACAACUUACAAGUUGAUGAAUCUUUCCCAUUUCACAGUUAAAAAAAGUAUUGUAGAAAUAAAAAUAGAAUAUAAAUAAAAUAAUUGACAAUAAACAUAAGUACGGUUAGCAGUAGCAGAAAAUACAUUCUGAAGGAGGAAACCAAUUUGUUAUCCGAUCGUCGUUUCACAAAAAAAGGUGUUAAAUUGUAAAUCGCGCGAGUUUCUGUUUUUUUUUUUAUUUAUUCAGUCAAAUUGGUAUGCAAAUGUCUUAUUUGUAAUCCUACUGAGAAAAAGAGAAAAAAAGUGAGGAAUCUCACGGUAGACGUGUUGUGUUGAGUUAAUUGAAUAAUUGAUUGCUCGUGUCUUGAUCACUCAAUGAUAUAUAUAGGCGGAUCAGGUAUAUCAUGUGACUUCAAAGACGCCAGGUCUGAUAGUCGUCUGAGGCAUCACAUGUGAUAAACCAGUUUCCAAAAUGAAAAUAAAGAGACUUGUCCAAAGGCUUUGCAUGUGAAAAUUGAUUUAACUUGUCUAAAUUUUGUCACUGAGAGAAUGGCAAGCUAAUGUUCCACAUCUGUUACAAAUGAUUUGAAAAUCCAAUUAGCUGAGGGUCAUCCAUAACUAUCAAUAUUUUCAGAAACGUACAAAUCGUACGCACGCUGCUUCAAGAAGGCCGAUGGCG